AUGGUGAACGAAGAAGUCGAUGAAAAUGUGCUGCGACGAGCCACCGCCGGGAUCACGAACCGCGGUCAUGUGUCCGCCGGUUACGGUCGUAUCGGAAAGCACCGCAAGCACCCCGGUGGUCGUGGUAUGGCCGGUGGUCAGCACCACCACCGCACAAACCUCGACAAGUACCACCCCGGUUAUUUCGGUAAGGUUGGUAUGAGGUACUUCCACAAGACCCAGCAACAGUUCUGGAAGCCCACAAUCAACCUCGACAAGCUGUGGUCCCUCGUUCCCGCCGAGCAGCGUGAAGCUUACGUUAGCGGCAAGAAGACCGACACUGCCCCCGUCAUCGACCUCCUCUCUCUCGGCUACUCCAAGGUUCUCGGCAAGGGCCGUCUUCCCGAGGUCCCCAUCGUUGUCCGCGCCCGGUACGUCAGUCGUGAUGCUGAGCAGAAGAUCAAGGAGGCUGGUGGUGUUAUCGAGCUGGUUGCUUAG
This is a messenger RNA of Aspergillus mulundensis, 477 nucleotides long. Its product is annotated as 60S ribosomal uL15 domain-containing protein. The transcript has 3 exons. Gene Ontology annotation, cellular component: cytosolic large ribosomal subunit; ribosome. The record is from RefSeq and is a predicted model, not a curated record. NCBI's taxonomy places the organism in Eukaryota, Fungi, Ascomycota, Eurotiomycetes, Eurotiales, Aspergillaceae. Bases 1 to 477 code for a protein of 158 amino acids. Gene Ontology annotation, molecular function: structural constituent of ribosome. Gene Ontology annotation, biological process: translation.